AUGAUAUAUGCUUUUAGGUCCAUACCAACUUCACUUAUAAAAUUUUGCCCGAAACAGGGCAAUAAUGGGGUGCUACUCACUAGAACUUAUGCUACGAAUCGAUUUGCUGCACAAUUUAAGGCACCCAAUACAUCGACCUCAGACAAGCCCAGCAGUAACAGAUUCGCCAGUAAAUACGAGACUGGUGGAUCUAAGGGGAAAGAAGGACAGAAGUUAAGCGGAAAUCGUCGUCAGAAUAACCAUGAUAGAAAACCACAUCAUGGCAGAAAGCUACCACAACCAAAGAAACUAACCUUUGAAUUCAACACGGGGACUGAUUCUUCACACAAUGCUCUCAGGUCUAUCAUUGAUAAAGUUCACCAUUUAAAUAACGGAAAAUACAUGGUUCGCUAUGUGAACCCAGCAACCAAAAAGCUUGAAACUGUCCAUUUAGCGUCGAUUACCAAUGCUUUGGAUUUAAAGAAAGAAGGUGUAUUCAUUGUACCUCUGAAAGAUGAUGAAGGGAGUUUCCCAAUAAUAAGAGUGAAUACUUUACCUGAGAUGUUAAAGGCAUACAGUGACGAACUAGCUGACUUAAGGCAUCAAGAGCUUUUAGAGAAGGGUAGUAGGGCAGCUAAGAGAGCACAGCAGCUGAAGGACAGGGCUGAAAAGAAGAAAUCGUCUACUAAAAUUGUAACCAUCAGUUGGGAAAUCAGCUUCUCGGAUUUCCAUAACCAAAAGAUAAAAGAAAUACAGAAGAAAAUUGACAAAGGAGAAUCGUUUGUGAUAUUUAUUGGAGAUAAGAAAAAUUUAGUACUGGCCAGAAAAAACGUUGAUAGAAGUGACGGGUUGGUCAAGAAGAUGCAAGGUGCUGCAGAAGAAGUUGAUCUCGAAAGUGAAGAAGGCGAAGGAGAGGAUGAGAGUCAACAGCAAAGUAUAGACUCUUACGUUGCGAAAGAUUUGGAUAUUAUUACUAGGGCCAAGCGUGAAAAGAUGAUUUCUGAGAUCAAAGAAUUCCUCACAGAAAGUGUGGGAAAGUUGGAGGUGAGCGGUACCUUAGAUAGAAGAAUCACUUAUAUGUGCUCCAAAAUUAAGAAAUCCACACAAGCUCAGGCUGCAACUAACGGAGCGCAAGAGGAAAUCUCGCCAAAGGAACAGAGAAGGUUGAAGAGGCUCCAGAAACAGCAACAGCAACAGCAGCAACAGCAACUGGCAAAGAGUAAUGUCAAAGAAGAGGAUUUGGACCUGCUAUACCAAAAUCUUAAAUUUGAUGAUUGA
Molecule: messenger RNA, 1257 nt
Organism: Dujonia railenensis
Lineage: Eukaryota; Fungi; Ascomycota; Pichiomycetes; Serinales; Debaryomycetaceae
Source: the annotation of a GenBank genome assembly